CUCAUAUACUUUUUAAAGAUAGUUUCCAGUAGCUUCAUAUAAAUCCUUUGGAGCAUUUUUAGUUCAUCUUUGUACUUUAUUUUUGUGUGAAAAACUUUUGUAGUACACUUUAAAAAUUAUGGAACCUCAAGGUCUUUGUGAUAAUGGAAACCAAAAAACUUAUUGGUAAACCGCUUCAACCUGCAAGACCUGUUCGUCAUCUGGCUUCUCCCCCUGGAGCAGUAUUUCCUUUCAACUUUCAAAAUGAAUAUCCGUGUAGCGCUCAGUGCUUACAGAGUGGAGUUAGCAGAUGUAAGACGAAUGGCAUGCAAGCCUUUACUCAAGGUCUUAAUGAACAACAGCAACAUCAAUCUCCAGUUAAAAAAGAGCGAAUUAAAUACAGCAGAGAUUUCCUGUUGAAGCUCUCAAGUGUUUCCAUCAGCAGAAGAAAACCAGACUUUCUGCCUGAUCAUCCCAUUGUUCUCCAAAAGCCAGAAAACAACCAAAGUUUCAAUUAG
Messenger RNA from Sorex fumeus (smoky shrew), 497 nucleotides. RefSeq names its product chromosome unknown C8orf88 homolog (gene CUNH8orf88). Bases 144 to 497 code for a protein of 117 amino acids. Gene Ontology annotation, cellular component: cytoplasm. NCBI's taxonomy places the organism in Eukaryota, Metazoa, Chordata, Mammalia, Eulipotyphla, Soricidae. Gene Ontology annotation, biological process: negative regulation of translational initiation. Gene Ontology annotation, molecular function: eukaryotic initiation factor 4E binding. The record is from RefSeq and is a predicted model, not a curated record. The transcript has 6 exons.